Lentinula edodes (shiitake mushroom) is the source of this 1458-nucleotide messenger RNA. RefSeq lists its product as uncharacterized. NCBI's taxonomy places the organism in Eukaryota, Fungi, Basidiomycota, Agaricomycetes, Agaricales, Omphalotaceae. The record is from RefSeq and is a predicted model, not a curated record. The transcript is spliced from 7 exons. The coding region runs from base 400 to 1068 and encodes 222 amino acids.
AUUCAAGUUCCCCAAGUCUUUUUCUCUUUUCAAAAACUCUCCAGAGCUGAUAGUGGGUUCCACUUUGUCUGUGAGUAUCCGACCUCGUUAGAUAACGAUAACUUGUUAGCAGGUAAAAUUGGCUUUGAUCCGAACUCCGCACGCGGUUUACCAUUUAGGACAAGGCAUUUCCAGUUCAAACACAACGGAAGCAAAUUUUGUAAAUUAUUCACCUCCGUGGAAGCCGUUAGUGCGCACAGGAUGGACCGUCGCAACUGUGAUAUCAUGGAGCCCUUUAAAGGAUCGUUUCAAAAUGUUGACCCCCUUGCCCGGUGCCCUCAUAUCAGUUCGCAUUCUUUACAGAGCUGGUCUCUGCAAUUCGUAUACUGACCUCCCUAACAUUAAUCGCAUCCAACUCCAAUGCUUUUCCUCCUUCCCACCAAGUUAUUGUCGCCAGUGCUGCUGAUGACACACUUGGUGGUCAUUGCUGCGUUUCCCGUCGGUUUUACACCAAUAUCAGGCCAUCGCUCUCGUGGUCUGAAACAUUUCUCUUCCGAAACUGACCUCAAACCCGAAAAUUUUGUGGGUUUUCACUACGCCCCUAGAGGGGAGGCCGAGGAAUACAACAAGGCUCGGACGCUCACAGCAGCAACGGUUAUCGAGCAAAACCCAUAUGCCGUUGUUUAUCCUAAACGUGGAUCCUUUUCCAAUAAUUAUUGGGAGUGCCAGAUUCAUGUUCCACAUAACGAGCAAAGGGCGAUCGAUGAAGUACCAAAGCUGUUCAUUCCAAACAAUGCCGUUCCGCCUGGGAGUCAAGAGGAGCUUGAUGAAUACAUCGAGAAAAAGGAAUUAGAACCUGCCAAAACCGUUUUAUUCCGCCAGGCAGUAGCAGACGUUGUAGAAAUGUUGAUCCCAUCUCGGUAUCUUGAAAAGUCGCCAAGCAAUCAAGAGAAUCCUUCCGGAGAGAAUAGCCUUAGUUUGAAGGUAUCAUGUCACCCACCUAGCACGCCUUCUGGAUCAGAGUCGUUGAAAGCGAAUUGGCCAAUCAUGUGGUCCAUUCUGCAUUGGCCUGCGUCAUUGAUUAUAUAGACAAGUGGUGGAAAACUUCAUACGUGACUCCGUCGUCCUACUUAUGUGUCUCAAGGCCGUCCGAUAUCCCCCGGAAGCUCUCCCAGAACUCUGUUGGAAAUUGGGUAUUUUAGAAGCCGAUUCCUUGUCCAGUUAUAGCGUAGGUUGAAUGGGAUGGUCUUUGCACGGUACAGCGUAGUUAAAAGCCAAGCAAAUUUGAAUAUUUUAUAUUAUACUGCCAAUUUUGGAAACUCCGGGAAAUUUCACGUAGCCGAUUUCCUCGAGGCAAAAAUGUGGGUUUUAUCUCGAGGUUAUGUACAAAAUAUGCAGCAGAUAUUUUGAAGGAAUUGAGCUGAGGUUAUGGUACGGCCCCCCUAGACUCGAGCCAGUAGCUUCGGAUGUUGACACUUU